Molecule: messenger RNA, 537 nt
Organism: Rotaria sp. Silwood1
Lineage: Eukaryota; Metazoa; Rotifera; Eurotatoria; Philodinida; Philodinidae
Source: the annotation of a GenBank genome assembly
AUGACUGUAGACGAAACAUCAAUAGAAUUUAAAGAAAAAAGUCGUUCAAUACGAAUACGUGAAAAUAAUCGUCUUUGUGAAAAAGGAAAUUAUGAAACAUAUGGGUAUAUUAGAGGAAAUCAAUCUUAUUCAAAUGGUAUUCAUACUAUUAGAAUUAAAUUUGAAAAAACUGAAUCAUCAAAUAUAAAUAAUAAUGAAUGGUCUCCAUGGAUAUUUAUUGGAAUAUGUUCAACAAUAGAUAAAUCAGCAUUUGGAGAUGUUCGUUAUCAUAAAUUACGUUCAGCUUGUGGGUGGUCAACAAAUGGAGAUAUUUGGAUAAAUGGAAUGGGAAAAAGAAUUCAAUGGCCAGGUAUUCCAAUUGAAAAUGAUAUUAUUCAAUUAACUAUUGAUUGUGAUCAAAAAAGUUUAACACUAUUUAAUGAAAGAACACAUGAAAAAACAAAACAAAUUCAAAUUGAUUAUGAAGAUAAAACAUUAUUUCCUUGGUGUUUUUAUCUUGUUAUGGCUAAUCAAGGAUAUAAAUUACGUUUAUUGUAA